ACAAAGGAGCCUGUGAACUUUUAAAGGACCACUACAUUUUUAAAACUGUCAAUAUGGUUGAUGCAUUUUGUGCAACUUGGAAAUUGGUGGACAGCAAGAAUUUUGAUGAAUAUAUGAAAGCACUGGGUGUUGGUUUUGCUACUAGGCAAGUUGGCAAUGUUACCAAACCCACAAUUGCCAUCAGCCAUGAAGGGGACAAGCUUUGUAUAAAGACACUGAGUACCUUCAAAAAUACUGAGAUUUCAUUCAAACUGGGUGAGGAGUUUGACGAAACCACAGCAGAUGACAGACACGUAAAGUCAACUGUAACCAUGGAAGGAGACAACCUUGUCCAUGUUCAGAGGUGGGACGGCAAGGAGACAAAGUUUGUUAGAGAACUCAAAGAUGGAAAAUUGAUUAUGACGUUGACCUUUGAGGGAGUGGAGUGUGUGCGCACAUAUGAAAAGGCAUAAUGUCAAACUAAUGGAUGAUUCAGUGUAACCCCGGCAACUUGACAAUAUUAGAAGGGCAUUUUUACAUUGUAUUCUAAAGUUUUUCCCCUUUUUUAGAAAUGUGAGAUAUAUUUUGUAAGACCUUUUAUAUGAAAUACACAUUGUGAAGUGUUUGUAAUGGAGCAUAAUGUUGGUGAAUUGUGUAAGUGAGGCUUGCAUUUGUGUCAAAAUGAAUGAAAUACACAUUUGGUCAAAAAAAGUGUCUUUGUUUCUUAUUAAAAUAUGUCUU
Molecule: messenger RNA, 720 nt
Organism: Xyrauchen texanus (razorback sucker)
Lineage: Eukaryota; Metazoa; Chordata; Actinopteri; Cypriniformes; Catostomidae
Product: fatty acid-binding protein, brain-like
Exons: 4
Coding region: 54-452 (132 amino acids)
Biological process (GO): fatty acid transport
Cellular component (GO): nucleus; cytosol
Molecular function (GO): fatty acid binding
Source: RefSeq, a predicted model, not a curated record